This is a messenger RNA of Ascochyta rabiei, 1731 nucleotides long. RefSeq lists its product as uncharacterized. Gene Ontology annotation, cellular component: cytoplasm. The coding region runs from base 1 to 1731 and encodes 576 amino acids. The transcript is spliced from 2 exons. Gene Ontology annotation, biological process: ubiquitin-dependent protein catabolic process. NCBI's taxonomy places the organism in Eukaryota, Fungi, Ascomycota, Dothideomycetes, Pleosporales, Didymellaceae. The record is from RefSeq and is a predicted model, not a curated record. Gene Ontology annotation, molecular function: ubiquitin protein ligase activity.
AUGACUGCCCGUGGCAUCGGCGUCUUCACCAUCGACUUCCCCGACCCCGCCAAGAUCGACUACGUGAACAACCAGUUCAACACGCUCAACGACUCCAUCGCCUUCCAGUACAACGGCCUCACCAACAUCCAGACCCUCUCCACAAAGGGCGUCGACUCGGGCUCCGAUCCCUUUGGCAUCCUCUACCUGCCCGACCUCUCCUCCCACGCCUGCAAGACCGACGAGGCCCAACAUGUACCCGCAAACGCAACACGCAUCGCCCACCUGCCCGCAGACCGAAACUACGCCCUCGUCGCCUUCGCCCCCUGGUACUCGGCCCAGUGCACCCUCGAGUACUUCGCCGCCGCCCGCCAGCACCCCGCCACCAGAGCCUUCCUCACCUAUCUGCCCGCCAACGGCAACGCCCAGCCCCCCGUCCUGAACAACCCGGCCUGGGACCUGCAGGAUGGCGGCAUGUGGCAGCAGCAGAACACCUUCCCCACCUACGCCCUGUCCUCGACGAGCGCCGACAUCGUCAUGCACCAGCUGAGCCUCUACUCCGGCAACCUCUCCACCGUGCCCCACGGCGACGACCUGGCCCGCGUGUACAACAGCUCAGACUACGUCCGCCUGUGGGCCACCGUCAGCACAGAGGCCGCUGGCCGUCUCCCGAGCCUGUGGGUUUUCUUGGUCAUCGUCCUGGCCAUCCUCAUUGCCGCCAUCGCUGCCACUUCGCUGUGCAUGCACAUCCUCCAGCGCCGACGCCGCAACGCCCUGCGCCAACGCGUGCUGAACGGAGAGAUCGACCUCGAGGCCCUCGGCGUCAAGCGCCUCACCGUCCCUCAAGAAACGCUCGACGAGCUCCCCAUCGUCACCUACACCCCCGCAUCCGACGACGCCGCCGAGAAGCCGCCCCAGGCCCCGCCUGCCCUCCCCCUCGCGCCCGGCCUCGAUGCUGACGCCGGAUCCAAGACGGCCCCGACCGCCCGCCGCCUCUCUGCCCCGACCGCCUCGACCACCGACAACAGCACCUUCUCCCAGCCCACUUGUCCCAUCUGCAUCGACGACUUCGAGCCCAACAAAACCCAGGUCCGCCAACUCCCCUGCCGCCACAUCUUCCACCCAGACUGCAUCGACACCUUCCUGCUCCGCAACUCGUCCCUGUGCCCCAUGUGCAAGCAGAGCGUCCUUCCCUCUGGCGCCUGCCCGGUCCCCAUCACCAACCUCAUGGUGCGGCGCGAACGCCACAUUGCUCAUGUGCGGUCGCGCGCCGCUUGGUCAGCUGCCAAUGAGGGGGUCGCCCCGCCCGUGGCCGUCACACUGACCGAGCACGCUCGUCGCGUGCCACGCGCUUUUGGGUCAUGGGGGCGAGCCGCAGCCGGGCGGCGCAUCUUCAGCGCACCAGCACCGACGCAGCCCACGCCGGCAGACAUGGAGAUGGGCGCUACCAACACGGCAGGACUGCAGCCUGCACCGCCGCAACCACACCCACACCCACAAUCCCAACCACAACCACAAUCCCAACCACAACCACAAUCCCAACCACAGCCAGCACACCUGCAGCCCAACGCGCUCGACUGCGAACCCCCCGCUCCGUCUACGCAAAACCGCAGCGAAUGGGCCCGCCAGCGCGCCCUGCACCUGCUGGGCAACCGACACCCAGUCCCAGACGACGACGACGUCGGGCACGAGGAAGCCACACGUCCGAAAUGGCGUCGUGCGCUGAACAAGGUGUUUCCCGGCUUCCGCUAG